AGAGAGAGAGACAGAGAGAGAGUGACUCGGGAGCUGCGCAGAGCAGCACAGCGGAAGCUACUACGACAGGACGAAUGCACGAGGUAGCAAUCCUCUCAUUCUCGAGCUCUUCACUUACUCGUCAUCCCCAAAACUAGGGUUUUCGUUUCUGUUUCGUGAAACUUGAAAGAGCUGUGAGACAGACAAAAGCAGCCGGUGUUGUCACUGCACAACCCAUCUUCCCAUUGACAUUUCUCGGGUGCUGUGGGUCAGGUGGGCCUUUGACAGAGAGUGUAUUUAGUUUUCCCUCUUUCUGCUUUUACUGAAGAGGAAAUUAAAUAUGCAGACACCAAAAACAAGAACUGCAUCUUUGGAGGUGCCUCAAAGGACAUCUUCUGCCACACUUCCCACUGCCCGCCAGCUCAAGGCACCAGGAUCAGAUUCUAACUCAGUUUCAUCUCCAAAUCCAGCAAGCAGAACACCUAAAGACAGAAGUCCUAAAGUCAUUGAGCGCAGGUCGCCACGAAGUCCAGUAACUGAGAAGAAGCGCCCAAGCAGAGUGUCUGAAUUGGAAUCUCAGCUUGCUCACUUUCAAGAAGAACUGAAAAGGGCCAAGGACCAGCUAAGCUCAUCUGAAGCAUCGAAAAGGUGGUCCCAGCAGGAGGCUGAGGAGACCAAGAAGCAGCUUGCUUCCCUUUCAGCGAUGCUCGAGGAGUCACAAAGGCAGCUGGUGGAGCUUUCAGAUUCUGAAGAAGCUCGGGUUCAGGAGCUCCGUAAGAUCUCACAGGAUCGAGAUCGAGCUUGGCAGUCUGAACUUGAGGCUGUCCAGAAGCAGCACUCGAUGGAUUCUGCUGCCUUGGCUUCUGCCUUGAAUGAAAUCCAGAAGCUCAAGAUUCAGCUGGGCAGAAUGGCCGAGUCUGAAGCUGCUCAGGCUAGGCAUUCAGAAUCAGCCCAUGCUGAGAUUCAGAGCUUAAGACGGGAACUUACGGACACUGUUGCACUGGUUGAGAAAUUGAAAAGCCAGAUAAGUGAUAGAGAGGAAUCUGAAGCCCAGGCCCUUGAAGAAGUUAGUAAAGCUCGUAUGCAGCUGGAAAUGGCAAAAAUGACCGAGGACACACUUCGGGCAGAACACCUUAAAGCCUUGGAGUCAUACAAAUCCUUAGAUUUGGAGUUGGAGCAAUCAAGGGCUCAAGUGACUUCAUUGGAGGAACUUAUUAGCAAACUCCAGGCUGAUAUAGGUAGUAACAGCAGCAAGACUUCAGAAGAUCCUUCAGCCGAUAUCAAAAUUACACUGGAAAAUGGAGUAAAUGAGCAUUCAAAAGAGUUAAAAACUGAGCUUGAUAAUGUGAAACUUGAAGUAGUUCAAUUAAGAUCUGCCCUAGAGGCAGCUGAAAGAAGGAAUCAGGAGGAAUACAUUCAGAGCACCUUGCAGAUUAGAAGUGCUUAUGAUCUAAUGGAACACAAAAAAUCAGAAUCUUGCCAACGUGAGGCUGAACUGGAGGCAAAGUUAAGUAUAGCAAAAGCUGACAUUGAAGAGUUGAAGGCAAAACUAAUGGAUAAGGAGACAAAAUUGCAGAGUAUGUCAGAGGAGAAUAAGGGGCUGAAUUUAAAGUUUGAGAAAAACAAAUCAGCCGAAAGAGAAACUGAACUCCUGUCGGAGCUGAAGAAAUUGGAGACAUUUUUGACAGAUUUAAAGGCAGCUUUACUGGAUAAAGAGACAGAGUUGCAGAAUAUUAAUGAGGAGAAUGAGAUUCUGAAGUCGGAAAUCAAAAAGAGGGAAAUGGAGAGAAGUAAAGUGAAUUACGAGACCCUUGCUUUAGCAGAAACAGCUAGGGCUGCAGAGCGAGAGGCUUUGAUGAAGCUUGGCUACUUGACAGAGGAGGCAGAUAAAAAUAGUAGAAAAGCAGCAAGGGUUACUGAGCAGCUGGAUGCAGCGCAGGCCGCAAAUUCAGACGCGGAAGCUGAAUUGAGGAGAUUAAAGGUGCAGGCAGACCAGUGGAGAAAGGCGGCUGAGGCAGCUACUGCUAUGCUUUCGACAGGCAAUAAUGGGAAGUUCGUGGAGAGGACAGGUUCUCUUGACUACCAUACUCUAGGUGGAAAGCUGGGGUCACCUUAUUCCGAAGAUAUGGAUGAAGACUCACCCAAGAAGAAAAAUGGUAACAUGUUGAAGAAGAUUGGGGUGUUGUUGAAGAAGGGCCAGAAGUAGAUGAACCACUUGGCAGGCAACUUUGGUGGGUGAUUGUUGCUGGCCUUCUUAUGUCCUGUUCAUGCAGAUUUAUUGAAGGAGAUUUCUGAACUACUACUUUGCAAACUUUUGUAUUGUUAUGUGGUAAUGGUUAAAUUCCUCUUUUGUUUGUCGUUCUGUAUGAAGGGUUGAUUGUCAUCCUUAAUGCUGUCACCUUUUUUGUUCAACAGUUUCUGUUUUUUGAUUGUUGGGCAGUAAUAUAUGCAGUAACAACUUCAAGUAAUCUGAGAGUUGAAACUGUUGG
Molecule: messenger RNA, 2468 nt
Organism: Ilex paraguariensis (yerba mate)
Lineage: Eukaryota; Viridiplantae; Streptophyta; Magnoliopsida; Aquifoliales; Aquifoliaceae
Source: the annotation of a GenBank genome assembly